This is a messenger RNA of Populus euphratica (Euphrates poplar), 782 nucleotides long. Its product is annotated as Polyketide cyclase/dehydrase and lipid transport superfamily protein. The record is from RefSeq and is a predicted model, not a curated record. Lineage: Eukaryota; Viridiplantae; Streptophyta; Magnoliopsida; Malpighiales; Salicaceae. The transcript has a single exon. Bases 56 to 565 code for a protein of 169 amino acids.
GGGCAAUAUAUGUAGAUGAACAACUGCCCUUCAAAACACACAUCCUCUCUCUAACAUGGCAGAAGAAACACCACAGAUUAAAUGGGAAGGCAAGUCCAUAGUUGAGCUAAAAGGGCCAACAGCAGACCAAAUAUGGCCUCUCUUGGAGGACUUCUGCAAUAUAAACAAAUGGUUUCCAAGUAUAGACGUAUGCAACCAUGUGGAUGGUGAGCUGGGAAAGCCUGGCCUGACUCGGUACUGUGCUUCUAAAACACUAUCAACGUAUGGCAGUUAUGAUGAGGCCGAGGUCCGUUGGGUCAAAGAGAGGCUAUUGAUGAUUAAUCCUACUGAAAAGUGUCUAAGCUACGAGGUCCUUGAAAACAACUCCGGAUUCAAAUCAUAUGUGGCCACCAUGAAGGUAUUGGAAAUUAAUGGAUCAGAUGCAGGUGAAAAUGGGUGCAAGAUCGAGUGGUCUUUCAUUGCUGAUCCAGUUGAAGGGUGGACGUUGGAGGAUUUCAGUUCUUUCAUUAACUUCUGUCUCCAAUCCAUGGGCAAGAACAUGGAACAGGAUGUCCUAUCGGGUUAAGUUUAAUAUCUAUGGUAGGCCUAUUGCUAGUCUUAAUAUCUGUUGUUCUCGUUGAUGGGCUCUUAGCCUGAGGCACAUGGUUUCUACAGGGAAGAAGCCUUUGUCAGAAGAUUGUUGACGUGGAGUACAAUUCAAGGAGAUGAAUGAAUAGCUCAGCUUGAGCAGCAAUUUAUUCGUACCUUUGUACUAUAUAAUGAUGAAUAAAAUCUGUUUUCAG